Messenger RNA from Daucus carota subsp. sativus, 2323 nucleotides. RefSeq names its product terpene synthase 10. Gene Ontology annotation, molecular function: magnesium ion binding; terpene synthase activity. The record is from RefSeq and is a predicted model, not a curated record. Gene Ontology annotation, biological process: diterpenoid biosynthetic process. NCBI's taxonomy places the organism in Eukaryota, Viridiplantae, Streptophyta, Magnoliopsida, Apiales, Apiaceae. The transcript is spliced from 8 exons. Bases 20 to 1849 code for a protein of 609 amino acids.
GCUCGCAUUUACGAUAAUCAUGGUGAUGGCCCUCAUUAGCACUGUGAGUCUUGGUAUGAGUUUUUCUGCAACUCGUUUUAUGGUGAAACCAGCUGCAUCUCUUACACUUGUUAAGCCACCAUCCACAAAGUCUAUCCAUACUACUAGUAUCCGCUGCACUAGUAAUGAUACUGCAUUGGUCAGUAGAGGUGAUGCAUGUGUUGAUGACAAAUCAAUUGUUCGUCGAUCAGGCAAUUAUCCUCCUCCCAUCUGGGAUGAUGAUUUCGUUCAAUCUCUUGACAGUGAUUUCAAGGGAGAAAUAUGCAAUGAAUAUGCACGGGACUUGAAGGAACGUGUGAGGAUGCUGCUCAACAAAGAGGACAUGGACAACCUCAAGAAGCUUGAGUUAGUUGAUUCAGUUCAGAGGCUUGGAGUGGGUUAUCACUUUAAGAAUGAAAUUACCAGAAUUCUGGAAGCCGUGUACAGUACUGAGAAGUGGGACGGCCAAGAUAAUUUGCAUGCCACAUCUCUCAAAUUCCGACUCUUGAGGCAACAUAAAUUUAGAGUUCCUGAAAAGGCUUUCAGUGGAUUUUUGAACGAAUUAGGUAAGUUCAAGAUCAGUCCCACCAGUGACAUGAAGGGUAUGCUAUACUUGUACGAGGCAUCAUACCAUUCAAAAACGAAUGAGAAGAUACUGGACGAGGCACAACGUUUCACAACCAAACAUAUGACAGAUUACAUAAAUAAUAGUAAGAACAGUAAAGACGACAAACUUAGUGAACUUGUUAGCCGCGCCUUGGAACUUCCACUGCAUUGGACGGAGACAAGGCACGAAGCAAGGUGGUAUAUUGACUACUUUGAGACAUCAGUACUAGCACAAGAUAUAAAUUAUUCUCAUCUGCUGCGUUUUGCAAAAUUGGACUAUAACAUGCUCCAGGCGAUUUAUCAAGAUGAACUCAAAGAGUCGUCGAGAUGGUGGAAAAGCAUACAAUGGGCAGAGAAAUUAAGCUUUGCGCGGCCAAGGUUAAUAGAGUGUUUCUACUGGAGCGUGGGUUACAACUUUGAGCCUGAGUUUCAAUAUGCGAGGAGCGUGCUCACUGCUGUUAAUGCCUUCAUAACUACUAUUGACGAUAUCUAUGAUGUGUAUGGUACUUUGGAGGAACUUGAACUGUUGACAAAAUUAACAAAAAGUUGGGAUGCGGCAGAGCUGGACCAACUCCCAGAUUUUAUGAAGAUCUGUUUUACGGAUUUCUAUAAUAAGAUCAAUGAAGUAGCUAAUGUUUUCCAACGUGAACAUGGUGUCUCCGUCCUUCCUUACUUCCAAAAAGUGUGGACUGAUCUUUUUGACGCUUAUUUGGUGGAGGCCAAGUGGUACCACAGCGGAUAUAAACCAAGUCUCAGUGAAUACCUCGACAGAGCAUGGCUCUCAAUAUCAGGCGCCGUACUGUUAACUCAUCUGUACUUCGUGAAACCAAAUUCGCUGAAGCACGAAGACUUACAGUGCUUAAUGACUUAUCCAAACAUACUUCGUCAUUCAGCAACUAUUUUGAGACUUGCAGAUGAUAUGGGAACUUCAUCGCAUGAAAUGGAGAGGGGGGACAAUCCAAAAUCGAUCCAAUGCUACAUGAAUGACAAAGGUGUUUCGGAAGACAAAGCCAAAGAACACAUUAAGUACUUGCUAACUGAGACAUGGAAGAAGUUAAAUGAAGAGUGUGCAGAGUCUCCUUUGUCCAAGCCUUUUAUUGAAAACUGCUUAAAUCUGGCAAGGAUAGCUUCAUGUGUUUAUUUAUAUGGAGAUGGACAUGGUGCCCCCAGUUCCCGUGACAAAGAGCGUCUGUUGUUUCUAUUUGUUCACCCCAUUCCUCUUUGAGCAAUUCUCAGUUAAUACUGACAAAAUGAAAUAAGCUCAGCACUCCAAAAAUAAUCCAGAUUUUGAUGAUAUAUAGUGACCGAGACCGUGCAGCCUCGAAGCUUUGAACGUUUUGCUGUGACUGAUCUCAUCUUUAUAUUUCAUCAUUUCUUCCACUCUCUUUCCAGUUUCUUUGCUUUAUGUUGUUGAUGAAUUUAGUAUGGAGCAUAACAACAUGUUAUAUGUUAUGUCCAUGUUUGUGGUUGUGUUUGUUUGCAUUCAAUAAAUUGCUCCUAGUAAGCAUAUAAACCUGAGUGUGGUCAAUGGUUAAUGUUUGUCUAGGUGCACCUGCAGUUUGUUAGGCUACUUUAUUUGUACCUGAACCUAUAUCACUGGUUAAUAAAGUUGCUCCUGGUAAGCAUAUAAAAUUGAGUGUUGUCUUCAUUUUCAUGUUUGAGAUAUUAUCAAGUUAUGAGAUUUCUCUUUUUCUGUUCA